This is a messenger RNA of Fusarium pseudograminearum CS3096, 1824 nucleotides long. RefSeq lists its product as uncharacterized. The record is from RefSeq and is a predicted model, not a curated record. Gene Ontology annotation, biological process: mRNA splicing, via spliceosome. NCBI's taxonomy places the organism in Eukaryota, Fungi, Ascomycota, Sordariomycetes, Hypocreales, Nectriaceae. Gene Ontology annotation, cellular component: precatalytic spliceosome; nucleus; U2-type spliceosomal complex. The coding region runs from base 1 to 1824 and encodes 607 amino acids. The transcript is spliced from 2 exons.
AUGGCGGCCCCAAAGAUGACCAAGAACCAGAUGCGAAGGGCUAAGAAGAAGGAACAGAAGAAAGCCCAAACAGAGACUUCUACUGCCAAGACCGAGGAACCUACCGAGGCCAUCAAAUCCGAAGAAACCGAUGCCGCGCCCGAAUCCACGACGACAGACCUCGAAGUGAAAAAUGAGUCUAAUGCUGGAGAUGCUGCUCCUGAAGAUGGCUCCGCGCUCGAUGCAGAUGAUCUGGAAGAGGAUCCUGCUUAUGCUAUGUACAAGGACAUCUUCAACAAGUUCGGCGCGUCGAUGGAAGAGGAUGAGAUUGCCAAGGAGGCCAACGCUGGAAACACAGGAACAGUAUUCUAUGCCGACGAUGACGAUAUCCCUGAUGAGGACGAAGAAAAUGCCGGUCAACCCAAACUAUCGAAAAAGAAGAAGAAGCAGCUCACCAAGCUUUCCAUCGCAGAGCUCAAGGCUCUCGUCAAGAUCCCUGAAGUGGUGGAAUGGCAAGACGUCUCGUCGUCAGAUCCUCGAUUGCUUGUGCAGAUCAAGGCUCAGCGCAACGUUGUGCCAGUCCCGACACAUUGGUCCUUGAAGCGAGAGUAUUUAUCUUCGAAGAGGGGUAUCGAAAAGCCACCUUUCCGCCUUCCACAGUUUAUCGCGGAAACGGGUAUCACGGAGAUGCGCGAUGCAGUCCUCGAUAAGCAAGCAGAACAGUCGCUGAAGCAGAAGCAGCGCGAGCGUGUUGCUCCCAAGAUGGGCAAGCUGGAUAUCGACUACCAAAAACUCUACGAUGCUUUCUUCCGUUUCCAAACCAAGCCCGAGCUCACCCGGUUUGGUGAGGUUUACUACGAGGGCAAGGAGUCCGAGGUUGACUAUCAACAUUUCCGACCGGGUGAUCUCACCGAGGCCACUAAGGAAGCCCUCGGAAUGCCCCCUGGCGCACCGCCACCAUGGCUCAUUAACCAACAACGAUUCGGACCUCCCCCAUCCUACCCUACUCUUAAGAUCCCGGGUCUAAAUGCGCCGCCACCCGCCGGAGGCUCAUGGGGUUUCCACCCUGGCGGUUGGGGCAAGCCCCCCGUCGAUGAGUUCAACAGGCCAUUGUUUGGUGGUGAUGUCUUUGGUCUCGCAGCGUCAGGCGCGCAAGGUCAAGGGGCAGCGCAAAUCUUGACGGGGGCUGGUGAGCCUGUUGAGAAGAAUCUUUGGGGUGAGUUGCAGCCUCGUGAAGAGGAGUCAGAAGAAGAAGAGGAAGAGGAGGACGAUGAGGAAGAAGAGGAGGACGAGGAAGAUGUUCCUGGUGGAACUGAAACGCCCAGUGGCCUCGAAACCCCUGGCGGUUACGCUAGUACAGCGCAAGCCGACUAUGGACAAAGCGUUGAGACAGCUAUUGAUGGCGAGAUGGACCUACGAAAGGAACGUCGUGGCUACGAAACAGAAGAGUCAAGCGCACCCCGAUCCGCCUACACCAUCUUGCCAGAGCGUCAAGUGCGUGCUGAAGGUUUCUUUGGUAGCGACAGGGUAUACGAUCUUAAGCAGGCUCAGGCAGCUCAGCAAGCUGGCUUGCCAGUUCUUGGUGCUGAAGACGACUCGCGCAAGCGCAAGAAGCCUGGCGACAUUGACGUUGCCCUCGACCUUGACUCCAUACAAAACAAUGACGGCAUCAGCAAAGAUGACUUGCGGCGCAAGUUUGACGAGGGUAAGAAGGAAGAGGGCGUCGGUGCCAAGUGGGCAUACGACGACGACCUGAGCGAAAUGAUUGCCCAGGAGAGCCGAAAGAGGCAAAAGACAGAGGCGGAACUUAAUAAGAAGAAAAAGGAGGGCAAGAGCAGAUUUUAA